Molecule: messenger RNA, 2196 nt
Organism: Lathyrus sativus (Indian pea)
Lineage: Eukaryota; Viridiplantae; Streptophyta; Magnoliopsida; Fabales; Fabaceae
Source: the annotation of a GenBank genome assembly
AUGAGUAACCAGAGGAAGAGGAAUUUUCAGAUUGAGGCGUUCAAGCACAGAGUUAUCAUGGAUCCGAGAUAUGCUGAGCACACUUGGAAGAUUCUGGAACAUGCAAUUCAUGAGAUAUAUAAUAAGAAUGCUAGUAGUCUCAGUUUUGAAGAGCUUUACAGGAAUGCUUACAAUAUGGUUCUUCACAAAUUUGGUGAGAAGCUGUACUCUGGGUUGGUUGCCACCAUGACUUUUCAUCUCAAAGAGAUAGCCAGAUCUGUUGAAGCAACUCAAGGAACUUCCUUUCUGGAAGAACUAAACAGAAAAUGGAUUGAUCAUAAUAAGGCAUUAGAAAUGGUUAGAGACAUUCUGAUGUACAUGGAUAGGACUUAUAUCGCAUGCACCCGGAAGGCCAGAGUUUAUGAACUUGGCCUGAACCUGUGGAGAGAAAAUGUUAUUUAUUCAAACCAGAUAAGGACUCGACUGUUGAAUGUUCUUUUGGAUUUAGUAUACAGUGAGCGUGCUGGGGUUGUUGUUAAUAGAGGACUGAUUAGGAAUAUAACAAUGAUGCUAAUGAAUUUGGGUCCUGUUUAUAGACAAGAAUUUGAAACUAAUUUUCUGCAAGCUUCAGCUGAUUUCUACAGGGUUGAAUCCCAGAAAUUUAUUGAGUGUUGUGAUUGUGGGGAUUAUCUCAAGAAAGCUGAGAGGGGCCUGGACGAGGAAAUAGAUAGAGUGAGACAUUACUUGGACCCUAAGACUGAAAAGAAGAUUACUAAUGUGGUGGAGAAGGAGAUGAUUGAAAAUCACAUGCUUAGUUUAAUCCACAUGGAGAACUCUGGCUUAGUUAACAUGCUCUGUGAUGAUAAAUAUGAAGAUUUGGGAAGAAUGUAUAACUUGUUUCGUCGUGUUAACGAUGGUCUCUCGAAUAUAAUUGAAGUGAUGACUUCCCACGUGAAAGAGUCCGGUAAACAGUUUGUUACUGAUCCAGAAAGGUUGAAGGAUCCUGUUGAAUUUGUGCAGAGGCUCUUGGAUGUGAAAGAUAAAUACGACAAGAUUAUAGUUUUGGCGUUUAGUAAUGACAAGUUGUUCCAAGAUGCUUUGAAUUUAUCGUUUAAAUUUUUCAUUAACUUGAACCCCCGUUCUCCAGAGUUCAUUUCACUAUUUGUAGAUGAUAAGUUUCGAAAGGGUCUAAAGGGAGUUAGCGAGGGUGAUAUAGAGGUUACUCUUGACAAAGUGAUGAUCCUAUUCCGUUACUUGGACGAAAAAGAUAUGUUUGAGAAGUAUUACAAACAGCAUCUGGCAAAACGACUUUUGUCUGGAAAAACAGUUUCUAAUGAUACCGAGAGAAGUUUCAUAGUUAAGCUCAAGACAGAAUGUGGAUUCCAAUUUACUGCAAAAUUGGAGGGCAUGUUCACUGACAUGAAAACGUCUUUAGACACAAUGCUGGGGUUUUAUGCUCGCCACCCUGAGUUAGGUGAUGGUCCUACACUUACUGUGCAGGUUCUAACAACAGGGUCUUGGCCAUCUAUUUCUAGUGUGGCAUGUAACCUUCCGGUGGAAAUAUUGGAACUUUGUGAGAAAUUUCAGUCAUAUUACCUCGGCAUUCGUAAUGGCAGGAGAUUGACAUGGCAAGCUAAUAUGGGCACAGCAGACUUAAAAGCUACUUUUGGGAAAGGGCAGAGACAUGAGUUAAAUGUCUCCACCUAUCAAAUGUGUGUUCUCAUGCUGUUUAACGAUGCUGAUAGACUAAGCUAUAGGGAAAUUGAGCAGGCAACUGAGAUUCCAGCUUCAGAUUUGAAGAGGUGUCUGCAAUCUCUGGCUUUGGUCAAGGGAAGAAAUGUCCUUAGGAAGGAGCCUAUGACUAAAGAUGUCAGUGAGGAUGAUGCAUUCUUUUUUAAUGACAACUUCAGUAGCAAACUGUAUAAGGUAAAAAUAGGAACUGUAGUUGCAACAAAGGAAUCGGAACCAGAGAAUCUGGAAACUCGACAAAAAGUACAAGAGGACCGGAAGUUGCAAAUUGACUCGGCAAUAGUAAGGAUUAUGAAAGCUAGGAAGCAACUUGAUCAUAACAAUCUUAUAGCUGAGGUCACAAAGCUGUUACAGUCGCGAUUCCUUCCAAAUCUAACUGAUGUGAAGAAACGGAUUGAGUCUCUUAUUGAGCGGGAAUUUUUGGAGAGAGAUAAUAGUGACAGAAAACUAUAUAAGUAUCUUGCAUAG